CGCUCACGUGACCCAGGGCUUCAGAGGACACCUGUGAUUGGGCGUCCCCCGCCCACCAAGCAUGGCGGCUUCCGAUUGGCUGCGAGCCGCCGGGCGGGGGGUCAGCGCCCGGCCCGGUUGCUCGUUGCUAGGGGCGGCGGAUGGCGGCGGUGGCGGCGGCUCCUCCAUGGAGACGGGGCUAAGCGGGGACCCUGCAGCCGGCGGCCGGGACGCGGGGACUCCCCCUAGCGGAGCGAGGAGCCUUCGAUGGGGGGAGGCCCAGUCCUCGGGGUAACCCGCUGACCCCCUCCCCUCACCCAGGCCUCAGCACCCCGCACCGGGCGCUGCCUGCGCGCCGCCCCCCCCUCCCCUCAGCCCUGCGCCCCCUUCCCGCUUGCCCCCCUCAGCCCCUGCAUCGCCCCCUCCCGCCUGGCCGCCCCCUUCCCUCUCCGCCAGCCCCUUUGUGCUCCCCGUCCUGUCCCCAUCUAGCCCCUCUCGUCCCGGUCGCGCCUCGCUCCGCCCCACCUCCGUCCCCUCCCUCAUCCCCUCGGUUCCUGCCUCCUGCCUGUCCCUCGGCACCCCGGGGGAUACCGGCCUCGCCCUGAAACCGAGCCCCGCUCCCCCCCUUCACCUGCACGCCACCCCGUCCCCCCAGCCGCCGAGGCAGCCCCCCCCCUCCGCCCCCCCCGCCGGUCCCGCUCGCAGCAGGCGGCAGCCCGGCCCCUUUGGGACGGGGAGAAGCGAGGUGGGAGGGGGGGGUCUCUGCUCGGAGGGGCGCGGGGGCAGAUCCCGACUGUGAACAUCAAAGAGCAAACCAGAGCCGUCCCCUUCACAAAUUACAGUUUCCAUCUCCUAAAGAAGAGGAUGCAAAGCAAAGCCCUGUCAUGUGCAUCACAGCUCCUCAUGCGGGGAAGGGAAGCCUUUGGAGCUUGUUCACCUUUUCCAUACUUUUUCUUAGCGAGCUAGAUGAGGAAAAUCUAUCCCGUUUCUGUUUCUCUUUUUGCUUUUCCAGAAAAAGGGGGAGAGAGAGAGAGGCUCGUAUUGAAGCCAACCAGCUGCGCUUCUGAGUGGGAAACUCUGGACUGAUCUCAUGGCUUGCUUUUUAUUUCAUUAAUACUUCAUUAUCUCUGAAAAUGAACCUUUUGUGAAGCUCUUCUCCUAACUCUCCUUAUUCCUCUUUCACGAGGUGGCUGCUGUGCAAGGGAAGAAAUGGCACGAAGUAAAUGACUCCAGUAUAAAGCAAUCUGCUUUGCCAAAGUGCCCAGUGAGCACUGUCACUUUAAUAAUUCCAGGUCAAGGGAUUGCUUUCCUCAUUUUCAAUCCUCUCUUUUAAUACAUGGGAGGAUCAGAGGGACAUUAAAGACCGUAAGGCUGGGUGGCUUGCAGAUAAUAAAUAUGAAAGUGACUGGCCAGUGACUUCUGUUGGGUAAGAGGGUGAUAUCUGAACGCUGUUGUCUGGUGAGGAAAAAGGGACCUUUUCAGUCUGCUCUGUAGUCAUCUAAUACAUAGCUAGCAAAAUUCAUUCAAGAAGUGAAAGAAGUUAAAGAGUCACUUUGGAUUGGUUUUGUCUUCCUCCUUAUUUGGAUUAUUUGGGCAGUUUUGUCCUGCAAAUAGUAUGUUUUUGAGCAUGUACAGGUGGAAUAUUAAGACAGCUGCCUAGAGAUGGACUGUGCCUUAAUUGUAUUACACAAAAUAUUUUAAUUUUCAAACUUUGCUGCCAGAAGAGGAGUUAUAAUAAGGUUUUAUAUUGCCAAGGAACAUUUCUCUUGUAUUUUUAUAGAUUCAAAUAUAUUUUAAAGAAAUUGAGAACAUCUUUUAAAAAAAUCAAAAAGCUUUUUUUUUCCCCCCUUUUUUUUUCCUCUCUCAUUUGUGGGAAGCAUCGGAAGGCCAAUACAAGAAAACAGCAAGUAUUGAUAGAAAUGAAGAUUGAAGCUGCAUUUCUUAACUGAACUGUAAAAGUGUUUUGCAAUAGAUAGCCAGUUCCUGACCUCGCAAAGUUCCAGUAGUACAUCGUUAAUACCUGUAAAUAAGUGCUUGCAACCAGAUUCGGAAGUAGGAAGAAGAAUGCCAGUCAAGAAGAAAGAUACUGACCGAGCUUUAGUGCUGCUGGAAGAAUACUGUAAAAAACUAAGGAAGCCGGAAGAACAACAACUGAAAAAAGCCAUCAGGAAGGUGAUGGGCAUCUUUAAGAGCAGCUUGUUUCAGGCACUUCUAGAUAUUCAAGAAUUUUAUGAAGUGACACUGUUAAAUUCCCAGAAAAGCUAUGAGCAAAAAAUAGAAGAAGCAAAUCAAGUUGCAGAGAAAUGGGAGAAGACAACAUCUGCUACAGACCAUGAAAAUCUGCAGAAAAACCAAGAGUCUGCAGCUUCCAAUGGAUCAGAAGGAUCUGGACGAGGCGGUGAACACAAUAAAGAGAACCAGACUUUGGAAAAUUAUGUGGUAGACAUGAAGACAAAGAAAGGCCAAGAGGAAGAAAAUCCCACAGGUAGAGGCCUUCAGCUGGGACCUUUUCCUGAAAUGGAAUGGACUAAUGCACAGAAAUAUCGUUAUCAAGAUGAGGAUGCUCCACAUGACCAUACCUUGCCUCGAUUAACCCAUGAAGUGAGAGGCCCUGAGCUUGUUCAUGUGUCAGAGAAGAACUUGUCUCAAAUAGAGAAUGUUCAUGGAUAUGUCUUACAGUCACACAUUUCUCCUUUGAAGGCAAGCCCUGCCCCUAUAAUUGUCAACACAGACACCUUGGACACAAUCCCUUAUGUCAAUGGAACAGAAAUUGAAUAUGAAUUUGAAGAAAUUACUUUGGAGAGGGGGAAUUCUGGCCUGGGGUUCAGUAUUGCUGGAGGAACAGACAACCCACACAUUGGGGAUGAUCCUGGGAUAUUCAUUACUAAGAUUAUACCAGGAGGAGCUGCAGCAGAGGAUGGAAGACUCAGGGUCAACGAUUGUAUCUUGCGAGUGAAUGAGGUCGACGUGUCAGAAGUGUCACAUAGCAAAGCCGUGGAGGCCCUAAAAGAGGCUGGCUCCAUAGUACGACUGUAUGUUCGUCGAAGGAGACCUAUUCUGGAGACUGUGGUAGAGAUCAAGUUGUUCAAAGGACCUAAAGGUCUGGGAUUCAGUAUUGCAGGAGGAGUUGGAAACCAACACAUCCCUGGGGACAACAGCAUUUAUGUCACCAAGAUUAUUGAUGGAGGAGCUGCGCAAAAAGAUGGGAGGUUGCAGGUUGGAGAUAGACUUCUUAUGGUAAAUAAUUACAGUUUAGAAGAAGUUACCCAUGAAGAGGCAGUAGCGAUACUGAAGAACACAUCAGAUGUAGUGUAUCUGAAAGUUGGAAAGCCCACCACCAUUUACAUGACUGAUCCAUAUGGCCCACCAGAUAUUACUCACUCUUAUUCUCCACCAAUGGAAAAUCAUAUACUCUCUUCCGGAAACAAUGGCACUUUAGAAUACAAGGCAUCUCUGGCCCCUAUCUCACCGGGAAGAUACUCACCCAUUCCAAAGCACAUGCUUGUGGAGGACGACUACACCAGGCCUCCUGAACCUGUUUACAGCACUGUGAACAAACUGUGUGAUAAACCACCUUCUCCUAGGCACUAUUCCCCUGUCGAGUGUGACAAAAGCUUCCUUCUUACAGCUCCCUAUCCCCACUACCACGUAGGCCUGCUCCCUGACUCUGAGAUCACCAGUCAUUCCCAGCACAGCACUGCAACGCGUCCACCCACAGUGAGCUUGCAGCGGACCAUUUCUGUGGAAGGAGAGCCUCGAAAAAUCAUCCUGCACAAAGGCUCCACAGGACUUGGUUUUAACAUUGUGGGAGGAGAAGAUGGGGAAGGCAUUUUCGUGUCUUUCAUCCUAGCAGGCGGGCCGGCCGAUCUCAGUGGAGAACUGCAGCGAGGAGAUCAAAUUUUGUCUGUGAAUGGUAUUGAUCUUCGCGGUGCUACCCAUGAGCAGGCUGCAGCUGCGCUAAAAGGAGCAGGGCAGACGGUAACAAUCAUAGCACAAUACCAGCCGGAGGAGUACGCUCGGUUUGAAGCAAAAAUCCAUGACCUGCGUGAGCAGAUGAUGAAUCACAGCAUGAGUUCUGGGUCCGGCUCCCUGAGGACUAAUCAGAAGAGGUCACUGUAUGUCAGAGCCAUGUUUGACUAUGACAAGAGCAAAGACAGUGGCCUCCCGAGCCAAGGACUCAGUUUUAAGUAUGGAGACAUCCUUCACGUCAUCAACGCCUCGGACGAUGAAUGGUGGCAGGCGAGGAGGGUCACUCUGGAGGGAGACAGUGAGGAGAUGGGAGUUAUACCCAGCAAAAGGAGAGUUGAAAGGAAGGAGCGUGCGCGUUUGAAGACAGUGAAAUUCAACGCAAAACCUGGUGUAAUUGAUGCAAAAGGGUCAUUCAAUGACAAGCGUAAAAAGAACUUCAUCUUUUCACGAAAAUUCCCAUUCUACAAGAGCAAGGAGCAGAGUGAGCAGGAAACAAGUGAUCCAGAACAACAUGUUUCUUCUAAUGCCAGCGAUAGUGAAAGUAGCUACAGAGGCCAAGAAGACUGCAUCCUUUCUUAUGAACCUGUCACAAGACAAGAAAUUAAUUACACCAGGCCGGUUAUUAUUCUGGGUCCUAUGAAAGAUCGGAUCAACGAUGACUUGAUAUCUGAAUUCCCUGAUAAGUUUGGGUCGUGUGUACCACAUACCACACGGCCAAAGCGUGACUAUGAAGUGGAUGGAAGAGAUUAUCAUUUUGUCAUUUCAAGAGAACAAAUGGAAAAAGACAUCCAAGAGCACAAAUUUAUAGAAGCUGGGCAGUACAACGAUAAUUUAUAUGGAACUAGUGUCCAGUCUGUGAGAUUUGUGGCAGAAAGGGGCAAGCACUGUAUACUCGAUGUGUCAGGAAACGCUAUCAAACGACUACAAGUUGCACAACUCUAUCCCAUCGCUAUCUUCAUUAAGCCUAAAUCAUGGGAACCUCUGAUGGAAAUGAAUAAACGUCUUACAGAGGAGCAAGCGAAGAAAACCUAUGAUCGAGCAAUUAAAUUAGAACAAGAAUUUGGAGAAUAUUUUACAGCUAUUGUCCAAGGAGAUAGCUUAGAAGAUAUAUAUAAUCAAUGCAAACUUGUAAUUGAAGAACAAUCUGGGCCUUUCAUCUGGAUUCCUUCAAAGGAAAAAUUAUAAAUUAGCCACUGCACCUCUGAUUACAAUGGGAGAAUAUUUAGAAGAAAACUAUAAUAUACUAUUUGGAGGCUUUCCUGUUUUUGUUGCAUUUAUGUUCUUUGCAGUCAAUGUGAAUUUUGAUGAAUGUACAACACAAAGUGUUUGAAGCCAUGAAGGACACUGAUGGGUCAAAGGGUAGGAACAAAAAGAUUUCUACCUUAUAAAGCAAAUUUGUUGUGUGCUCAGAGCACCAGUUGUAGGUAUAAACUUUUCACAUGGAGACCCUCUGUCAAGGGGAGCUAGCCACCUCCUGUGCCCAUGUGGACAUUCUGAUCGAUUUCAAUGGCUGAGCUCAGUGUGUUGAUUGCUUUAAAGAGAAGUUCCCAGCUCUUGAACCUCAUAUAGGGCUUGAUCCUGCAAGGCGCUCAGCACUUGACCCCAGUUCCUACACAUGAGUAGCCCGCUGACUUGGAGCCCCUUGUGAUCCUUCCCUAUGUCAUUCAGUCCCAUCACUUCCAGUAGGACUAUUCAUGUGCUCAAAGCCAAGCACAGGCUUAAGCAUUUUGCUAGAUCAGGGCCACACGCACCUUGCAAAAUCAAGCUCAGAGUACCUGGUCCACUUCCUACUGAAGUCACUGGUGGGAUGCUCUUUGACUUGACUGGGAGGUGGGUCCUAUUCCAAGCUUGUCAUUGCACAUUUGUAGUUGGUACUCCUCGACUUUGGUAACUAUGCACAUCUUUUGAUUUCUGAAACCCAGUCAAGCAUUUCUUUUCUCCCCUUUGGAAACACUAUUGCAUCAGGAACUAACAAUAUAGUUUAUUUUAGUGGAGUUUGGGGGUGGGAGAGGAUGGAAGCAUUUCACAUCACACACACGUGCACACAAACACAUUCCCAUGCGGACACACGCAUGUAUGAGGAUUCACAGCACCUAUGUUGACAAGGAGGGAUACAACUGGGAAAAGCUUUAAAAUUUUUGAUUGUCUAUUUUAUCAUUUAUAUUGAUAGAAGGCACUUAAAGAUGGAAUAAUUUAUAAAAAUAAAAAUAUAUUGAUGUAUAGAAACUAAUUUCUAUAGGUAAAAAUGUUUUUGUGAGAUUUUUGUAAAGAUUAAUUAAUUGAAAGAUUAAAUAUUUACACCCUUGUGCGACUGUAAAAUGUAAAGAGGACCAUAAGUUGCAUUAUCCCUUUUCAGUAACAGAUUCUCUAUUAUUAAUGAUGAGCAAGAUAAUUCCUUAAAUUGUAGCUGUCAUCUUGUUUUUCUCUCAAUUUAAUCCUCUCCCUUGCCUCUAUUUAAUCACGAUGAACUCCUGUGGAAAGAUCUCUUGAACUGACCGCCCCAUAGGACCUUUUCUGAACAGAAAAGGAUAAUGCAUCUUUAAAUUGAAAUGGACAAUUUUUCAGAAGUAAAAUGUCAGUGCUUGAAUGCAGUUAAUAAUUUCUCUUUUGGAGGGAGUCACACUUCACCCCCAAAUGGUUAAUGAUUCUUCCUGUUUCUUUAAAGGAAAUACCAAAAGCGUCUGAUCUUUCCUCUCUUUGCAAGCAGGCAGGUCACCAACUAACUUGUAUCUUCAUUCAUUUCACAGUCAACAAGGGUCCGAAAAGCAAAAACUGAGGCAAUGGACAUUUGUGAGGGAUUUGGGGAAAGUCUGUGGAAUUGCAGUUUCAGGUGCAGGGGAGGGGAGAGGGAGCUAUUUUUUUCUCGUUUCACAUUGCCCUUCCUUUGUAUACUGAUGCCAUUCUUCACUGCCACACACGGGGACUGCUGCGGGGAGGUGUUACGAUGGUAAACUGAAUGGCUUUUGCUGCUGCUGGACCAAGUCUUCUACAAAACCCACUCUCCUGCCUGCUGCGCCGCAGGAGUCUGAUGCUUACCAGCUGGUGGCUAGAGUAACCCUAAUGCUUAAGGACAUUUUAAGGGCAAAUGCUUAAAUAGACUCCUCAGUUACUUGUCUAUUUGAAGCUUACAUUUCUACACCCUGUCAAGCUGACAGGUAUCUCCAGCCAACCUCCGCAGACAGCGUGACUAGCUGGAUGUUUGCAAUAUAGCCACCAGCAGUGACAGGGUUAAAACUACGGGCAUUUUAGUGGCCCUGAGGUGGCCCCUCACUUACUGCCCUACUAUGGUAACUUUGAGAAGUUCACACUUCUUUAACUACUAUUUUUCUUGCCUGGCCAGCGCAGAGUUGUAAAGGAGGGUUUCAGUGAAGUCUUCAAAAGCGCUUUGUAACCAGAAGGGCUAGAAACUUUUUUUUUUUUUUUUUACAAAAUAUAAACAAAUGAAAGCUUCGAUUUUGGAUAAUUCUGCAGAAAUCCACAGAGUGACCCCAGAUCUUUGGAAGCUAUGGAUUUUCCAUGCUGGCAAAGUACUAUUGCCCCAGGUUGGGAAAUAACCCACCAGACCUGAAAAACCAAGUAUCCUAAAGCAGGAACUUCAUUUUAAUUUUCAGCUCUGUUUUUAAGCAAUCAAUCACAUCUGCUUCUUUGUUUCUUAGUUCAGCAUGCAGCCUUUUACGGUACUAUCCUACUAGCAACUGUUUUGCUUUGUCAUGUGCUGUGCUUUACGGUGAACAGUAACACUAUGGCUGAGUACAAUCAAUUUUUCCAUCAGUCCUUGGUUACUGUAGUAACAUUAUUUAUUUUUCCCUGUCUGUUGUUUGUGCUUCCAGUUUAGAGUUGCCAUUGCACUUCUUUUUUUUUUUUUUUUUUUUUUUUAAUAAAACAUAUAUUUAAAAACAAAUCACAAAGAGAAACAGUGCAAGGUCUUAUUUCCCUUAGGACUUGUACUCCCAUUUGUUUUGUGCGUUGACAUUUUGUGUUUCAUGUUUCAGCAUCCUCAGAGCUGCCACUCAUUUUUGCAUUGCAGCUGUUCAGAUCAUACUGGGUGGUAGUGGGAGGAGGAAGAGAAACAUAAGAUUCAUGCAAAAUUAUAUCUGGUGGAAAAAAAAAAAGCCCAACCUCACAACCAAACAGCAAUUGGCACCUGAGACCAUAU
Messenger RNA from Falco peregrinus (peregrine falcon), 8104 nucleotides. RefSeq names its product discs large MAGUK scaffold protein 2 (gene DLG2). Gene Ontology annotation, biological process: chemical synaptic transmission. Bases 2044 to 5133 code for a protein of 1029 amino acids. The transcript is spliced from 28 exons. Gene Ontology annotation, molecular function: kinase binding. The record is from RefSeq and is a predicted model, not a curated record. Lineage: Eukaryota; Metazoa; Chordata; Aves; Falconiformes; Falconidae. Gene Ontology annotation, cellular component: postsynaptic density membrane; neuromuscular junction; neuron projection.